CUGUGACUGUCUCUCCCACCUUCUGCAGACUAGCGGAGCAAUACCAGGAGCAGAGCUGGGUGGCCAUGUCUGACCUUGAGAAGGAACUGCAGCAGAUGGAGGCUCAGUAUGAAGAGGAGUUCGGUGAUAGGGCUGACCGUUCGGAAGGUUCUGGUGCUCACGAUCUGAACGGGGAAGGUGACGAUCCUGUCAUUGAGACAGCUGAGGGUGACAGCGAUUAUUGUGAUGACCUAUACUGCCCGGCCUGUGAGAAAAUCUUCCAGAGCACAAAGGCCUUGAAGAACCACAAAAAGUCCAAAAAACACCGGGAGGUGGUGACAUUACUUCGGCAACAGCUGGAGGCAGAGGAAGAUCAUCUGUGUGCAUGGUCAGCAGAGGAUCAACUCGGAGAUCAGGAAUUGGGAGAGGAUCAGCUUGGAGAUAUGGAAAAUGGAGAGGAUCGACUUGGAGAUCAGGAAUUGGGAGAGGAUCCACUCAUACAGGAAGUUCGGAGGUAAUGUUUGAUACUCAGACAAACUUAUUAAGUAUGAAA
Molecule: messenger RNA, 532 nt
Organism: Chiloscyllium plagiosum (whitespotted bambooshark)
Lineage: Eukaryota; Metazoa; Chordata; Chondrichthyes; Orectolobiformes; Hemiscylliidae
Source: RefSeq, a predicted model, not a curated record